CAACAGAAGAACAACAGAAAAAGACGUCUUUUAUGUGUCAAUCAUAUGACUGACUGAAGAAUCCCUACUGAAGACUGUCUGCAAUAUCAGUUGUUAAAAGGCGUGUCUUAUAUAUAUAAGAGUCAUUCGGCGAACGGGAACUGUUGGACAUCAUCAUCAUUGGACACUUCGCCGGCGAUUAUCUCAUCACAUCGUAAUGGAUGCCCGACAACGACUUAAUAAUAUGCGGUUCAGAUCGCGGCCAAAGUCUAAUCAGAUGAGAAGCAUUAGAAGAAAACCGAUGACAAGCCGACAGAUGAUGACGACAACGACGACGACGACUAGGGUUAACGAUUUGAGACAAUUGAUUACCAAUAGAGACAAUACUAUUAAUACUACUACUACUGCUGCAAGAAGUGGUCGUCCAAACAAUGUUCAGCGGAUGAGACUCAAUGGUAAAGUCGUAUUGAAGACGACGAGAAGGACGGCUAAUGUUGAACAACAACAACAACGAAACGCACGAAGAAGUAGUGGCGGCAGCGGUGGUGGCCAAGCAUUGCAACAAAGAGUCACAAAUAAAAUCGUGACAUUGACUAAGACACGCAACAAUCAGCUGAUUCCCAAAGUUAUGGUCGAUUUGUCGCAAAUCGAUGUCAAUAAUUCGCGAAACAGACAAAAUACAAGUAAUUUAAGACACAAUCGCAAAGAUUUUGCCAAAAAUGGGACCAAAAGCACUGUAUCACCGAAUAAUCAGUCGAUAAUUUUUCCCGAACUGAUUACCCGACCAUUGGACGCAACCUAUGUGUUGACCUCACCGACAGCUGUCCGCACCGCUCACAGUUCAGUAGCCGACGAAUCGAGCCGUACGGUUCUGGUCUCGAAUCUCAACCAAUCGAUAACCCAAAGAGAUAUUAAUGAUCUUUUCGGAUCAAUCGGACCAUUGGUCAGUGCAUCCAAAGUGACCAGUUCGGCCGCAUUGGUAGUAUACCAAACAUUGGCCGACGCACGCAACGCGUGUAAAACAUAUCACAAUCGGCUGCUGGACCGCCAGCCGAUGCACUGUACUAUACUGGCCAACUCUGGCAGCGAGUUUGCCGCCGUCGAGACGUCGCAUCCAACUACCGCUGCAACGUAUUAUGUCGGCAGUCAGGAAUUGUUGGCCUCGCAGUUGCGACAUAUCAAUUCAUUGCAAUCACCGAUGAGUGGCCUCCGGGGUUUCGGUGGCCAAUAGGUUAGCCAAACAUAGAGAAAAAACUAUCCAUCACUGUAUUAACUACUCGUUAAAAUAAAACAUUAACAACAAAACAAAAUUAUUAUAAGAAAACAAUUCAAAAAAUUAUAUUAAUAUUUUAGAUUUUACUCACAUUUAA
This is a messenger RNA of Oppia nitens, 1349 nucleotides long. RefSeq lists its product as uncharacterized. The coding region runs from base 197 to 1210 and encodes 337 amino acids. Gene Ontology annotation, biological process: mRNA export from nucleus. The record is from RefSeq and is a predicted model, not a curated record. Gene Ontology annotation, molecular function: mRNA binding. Lineage: Eukaryota; Metazoa; Arthropoda; Arachnida; Sarcoptiformes; Oppiidae. The transcript has 6 exons. Gene Ontology annotation, cellular component: nucleus.